Messenger RNA from Drosophila subpulchrella, 1380 nucleotides. Its product is annotated as zinc finger protein 583. Gene Ontology annotation, biological process: regulation of transcription by RNA polymerase II. The coding region runs from base 1 to 1197 and encodes 398 amino acids. Gene Ontology annotation, molecular function: zinc ion binding; RNA polymerase II cis-regulatory region sequence-specific DNA binding; DNA-binding transcription factor activity. Lineage: Eukaryota; Metazoa; Arthropoda; Insecta; Diptera; Drosophilidae. The record is from RefSeq and is a predicted model, not a curated record. Gene Ontology annotation, cellular component: nucleus. The transcript is spliced from 2 exons.
AUGGAUCCUCAAAUGGAAAAAGUGGGAAAAACGCUUACUUUCACCAUAACAAAGAGAGCGACCCAAGUUCGGGAUCAACUUGUGCCCCAAGAAGUCUCAUUUUCAGGAAGUACUUCGUUUUUGGAGCUCAACAACUGCUGCCGACUGUGUCUGGAGGAGCCCCAUCCCAAUCAGAUGCUGGACAUGACCAGCAUCUAUGACCAGGAAGCGGAACUCAGCUACUACGACUGCUACGAGAUCUGCAGCAAGGAGGAUCUCCGCCAGACUCCCAGCCAUGAACCCAGAACAUUGUGCAAACGAUGUGCUGUGGAGCUGCAUUGGGCCUACGAUUUCCACAAGAAAGUGUCCAUUGCCAACCAGCAGCUGAGGGAGAUCUUUGAAUCCACAAAAAGUUCCGAGCAGGAGGUACCAGAGGAAGAGGAUGAGGAGGAUAUGAGCAAGGAAUUCUCUAUGGAGGAGAUUGAAGAGAAGCAGGGUGGUCAGGAAGACCCGGAAUCCCUCAAUGCCUUUGGCACUUUAGAGGACAUAGUGCCCCGUCAUCGCCACUCAGGCGAAUUUACCUGCAAAUACUGCCACAAGGUGUUCAAAAACCAUUCCCGCAUGGCCAAACACCAGCUGAUUCACCUGGACACUCGUCCCGUCUACGAUUGUAGUCACUGCGACAAGUUCUACUUCUCCAAACAGGGGCUCAAAGUACACGUGGACUCCAAGCAUAGGCAAUCUGGAGUCCGCUGCGACACCUGUGGCAAGGUGUUCGCCAUUGCCAAAGCCCUGGAAAUUCAUAAACGCUUUCACAACAAGGAUUUUCCCUAUGCCUGUGAUCUCUGCGAUCGGCGAUUCGCCCAGCGUUCCCAUCUGACUGUCCACCAGCAGGUGAAGCACACGGGUUCCCGCUUUAUUUGCGAGUUUCCCGACUGCCAGAAGUCCUUCACGUCGUCUUCAUCGCUUAGGAAUCACGAGUGCACCCAUACGGCCAUGCCAUUUGAGUGCUCCCACUGCCAGCAGAGUUUUCCAGCUCGUAACAAAUUGAGAGCGCACCUUGAACGUAAGCAUAAUAUGAUAGUGGAAUUGGAUGACCUGGAGGAGAUGCGCAAAUUUCACAUGGUGCGCUCAAAGUUAGUAAUGGCGAAAGUUUAUACAAGUCAUGAGGAAUCAGACAACAGUGGCAGAAAGAAAACCAGUGGAGCCUUUGAUUAAAAAGAAUUUUAAGCAUCUAGCCAAGUAUGCUUAAUAUCCCCUUAAUUUCUGUUCACAUAUGUCUAAUGGAAUCGAUUAUCUAUUUUUAAUACCAUUAAGUAAUCCCCAAGAUUGCCUUACAAAUAUCACAUUCAAUUUAUUUCACACUUUCCUUUGGUUAUCUUACACAAAUAGGGAUAGAUU